AUGCCGAAAAAAACAAAUUUAGAAUUUGAGUCUACAUCACAUUCAAGUACAGAGUUAACUACAGAUGGAACAAAACAGUGUAGUGAAAAUACUCCAGCUACACAAGGUGAUAUAUUACACAUGAUAGAGCGAGCUGCUCAAUCUGGCUCACCUCAAGAAAUGCUUGAAUGUUUUAAUCAACUGAUACAUACAGAGAACAAAGUGAACCAAGAAAGUUUAGACCAAGGUCUGCUUUUGUCUUGUAGGUAUGGUAGAGAGUUUUUGGUAAAGAUUCUGAUAUUUCAUGGUGCAAAUAUUGAGACGAGAGACAAAGAUGGCAACACACCACUUUUGAUAUGUGCCGAGAAAAGUUUCACUGACAUAGCUCUGUUACUGGUUGAUAAAGGCGCUGAUAUCAACAGUUACAAUAAAGACGUUGUUGAAUUUAGGGGAAAUCACAAAGAAGUCAACGUUUCUAUUUUGCCAGAAUUGCUAAAGAAUAUACAGCAGAGUGGUCGAGAAAUAACUGAACAAAAUUUGAGUAUUAUUAAAGCUUUAUUAAAAGCUGGAGCCCCACUGAACUCUCAUUACAGAGGAAAUAAUCAGCCGUUGGUGGCAGCAGUAAAACUUGGCUCCUAUGAUUUAGUGGAAAUGUUCUGUCAACUUAAAGAUGUAAGCUCACGUAAAUAUUUGUGUUAUGGACAUUCUACUCCCUUAGCUUUAGCAGCAGAGAAGGGACGAUGUGACAUUAUAAACUUGUUAAUACAAAAUGGUAAAGCGGAGUGUGAUAAGAGUUCAGCAUUAGAAUCCUCCAUUAAGCAUGGACAAAUUGAUUGCGCAAAACUGCUCAUUAAAUACGGAGCUAAAAUUGAGAAAACCUUAAAAAAUAUUGUAAGAAACAAUCGAGUUGAAUCAUUUUUGUUUUUAAAAGAACAUUUCCCCAUGAAUGUAAUCAUGAUGAUUAAAAGCAAAGGGCCAGAGUUUCUUAACCUCGCAUUAUGUGAAGGACAUAAAGAGAUAAUCAAACUACUCGUACAAGGAGGAGCAGACCUUAAUGCAAGUUACGAUUGUAAAACACCGUUAAUGUCAGCUGUGGAUGUCAAUGUGAUGGAAUUUUUGAUUGAUAUUGGCGCAGACGUAAAUGCAAAAGUAGAUUAUUACGGAAAUUGUGUAUCAGUUCUAGAAUUUGUUUUAAAAGAAAGCGAAGUGGAAAGCGGGUUUGAUUAUUUAGUAAAAAAAAGUAAAGUUACUUUUACACCAUGGUGCAAGUGUUAA
Physella acuta is the source of this 1254-nucleotide messenger RNA. RefSeq names its product ankyrin repeat and KH domain-containing protein 1. NCBI's taxonomy places the organism in Eukaryota, Metazoa, Mollusca, Gastropoda, Physidae. Gene Ontology annotation, molecular function: protein binding. The record is from RefSeq and is a predicted model, not a curated record.